Molecule: messenger RNA, 453 nt
Organism: Paramecium sonneborni
Lineage: Eukaryota; Ciliophora; Oligohymenophorea; Peniculida; Parameciidae
Source: the annotation of a GenBank genome assembly
AUGAAUAAUUAGAACGAGACCUAUUUGAGUAGCCAAAAAUCAAUUUAUUGGCCAGGAUAAAUUAUUGAAAAAGAUUUUGUGGGCUAUAACAAAAGUAUGGAUAGAAUGGAGAAAAUAAAAAUUCAAAUCAUGAUUACCCUAGAUUAAUAAAUUAUCUAUUCAUAAAAUGAAGAUAUUUUGAGAGUGUACAUUUCAUUUUUAAAUUAAAAAUAAUAGAGUAGAAUUACAUGAUGUCCUUGAUAAACCAGAAAUUUUUAAUAAUAUGGAAUAAAUCCAAAGUCUUUCAUGGUAAGGUUAGUACGGUUAAAACAGAAAGAAAGAUGGUAAAUGGAUUGCUUUUUGGAAUAAAGAACUUCUAAAGAAUGUUGGCGGAUACUAUAAAGAAGGGUAAAAGUAAGGAUUAUGGAAAGAUCUAUUCCUAAACUAUAUGAGGUGAAAUAUUAAUAUUUAACA